Molecule: messenger RNA, 2273 nt
Organism: Cuculus canorus (common cuckoo)
Lineage: Eukaryota; Metazoa; Chordata; Aves; Cuculiformes; Cuculidae
Gene: RFXAP
Product: regulatory factor X associated protein
Exons: 3
Biological process (GO): regulation of transcription by RNA polymerase II
Cellular component (GO): nucleus
Source: RefSeq, a predicted model, not a curated record
UCCCGCCUCUCACCCCUCCCGGCCGGCCCCGCCCACCCCCGCCCUACUCCCGACGAGACGGCGCGCGAGCUGCCAAGGCGCGUGCGCGGCGGCGCCGUCGGGCGGGCGCGGCCUGGGGCGCCGCGGGAGGCGGGCACGGCGAGCUCGGUGAGCGGCGCUCUGCGGGCCAGCCCCGCUGCCGCGCCUUCCUCCUCCGCCUCGUCGUCCUCCUCCUCGCCGCCGCAGCUGGCGCUGCUCGUGAUGCAGCCGUGCGGCGGCGAGGAGGCGGCGGCGGCUGGCGCGGCGGGGGGCGCGCUGCCGGGCACCGACCCGCCGCUGCCGCCCCCCGGUACUGGCGGCCUCAUGGUGUUCUACGAGCUGGGUGGGGGCGGCGACGGCGAGGCCGAGGCAGGGGAGGAGACCGAGGCGGCUGGCGGCGAGAGCACGGCCAGCCCGGAGGAGCUGGAGGAGGAGGAGGCGGUGGCUUCGAGCGGGGAAACGGCGGCGGGCGGCGGCUGCAAGAGCUGCACCUACCAGGGCUGCAACGAGACCACCACGCAGGUGGUGAAGCAGCGCAAGCCCUGGAUGUGCAAACGCCACCGCAACAAGAUCUACAAGGACAAGUACAAGCGCAAGAAGAGCGACCAGGCCCUGGGAGGCGGUGGGGCGGCGGCCGCCGGGGGCGGCCCGCGAGCCGAGGAUAGUGUUGAAGGAUCAAUUUCUGUCACAAAACAGAGAACAGGAUCCAUUGGAGAUCGCCCAGCAAGACCUACUCUUUUAGAACAAGUAUUGAAUAAAAAGAGGCUGUCCCUCCUCAGAAGUCCAGAAGUAGUGCAAUUUCUCCAGAAACAGCAGCAACUCUUAAAUCAGCGGGCUUUGGAACAAAGGCAGCAACAGUUUCAAGGAACACCUGGGUAAUCUGAGCAGAUCAAUGACCGGCUGAUGAGUCUGGUGCUACAGGAUGUGUAUUUUAUAUAAAUGCAAAGAAUCUCUGUUUCAAGGAAAACUACUUUGCUGCUGUUAAACAUGUAACUUGUUUCUUGUUUGCACUUUUGAGGUUUUGAGCUGCUGGGUGUCUGCAAAUUUGUGAGUGUAUCUGGAGACGUCUAUUUUUUGAUUCUUUUUAGAACUCAUUUUCAUGUUUAGUUUUUUAAUAAAAAUUUGUUUAUAUUAAUGUUUAGCUGUACACCCUUUUCCUACCAAAGUCUUCCACUAAAUUAACAUUUUUCUAUAUAAGGAUUUACUGUUAAACAAGUCGCUCUUUGAUGACAAUCAUUGAAGGAAGUCAGUUACUUUCUGUGGAAGUUGUGAAUUAAAGUUCUGAAUUUGAAACAGUCCAGCAGCAUAACCUUAACCCAUUCCCAGUUGCUCAGGGAUGUGACAAACAUAGAUCCGGUAGAAUCUUGCACUAAAGGCAAAGAAAGCAUGCCAUCAAGAAGUUGAUCCAGUGGUUUGGAAAAGUGCAAAUCAGGUCAUCCUCCUGCUAUGUAUUUGUUAUCUGCAAGUUGAGGAGGUUUGAAAUGAUUCAUUGUCAGUGGAAAGCAUAAAAGCUUGUGUUUGAAAGUUCCAAAAGAGAUAAAUAGCAAAAUGCUUUGGAGGAGAAUCAGGUGGAACGUAUGCAACUGAGAGUUGGACCUUGUUUUAUGGAGUUAUUUGUAAGGACCAACCUCUUAUACAUGAAAUAUAACUUAAUUACAGAUGAGACUAAAUUAAUUCUUAAAGCUUUUAACUCAUAAUAGCAAAUGCAUUCAAAAACUAAAAUGUAAUUGUAUAUUUUUUCCUUUACUUAGUCUUUCUAAAAAAAAAAAUAUAUAGUUAAAAGUCAUCUAUUAAGACAAUUGAUAUCUAUCAGUUCUAGUGCUGGACUUCUCAGGUUUUCAGCCAAUUCAGAUGAACUUACAAUGGAUUUGGUUAAGAAGCCAAACAUGAUAUUAUGUAAGUUUUGAAUCCCACGUUUUGUUUUUAAAACAAAGUUUUGUAUUGACCUCUAUUUGGACAUGUGGUUUAUCUAAAUGGUGUAGGUGCUUGUUAAAGUUCUACUUUGAUAUUGCAGUAGUUUGAUCUGCUAUUGAGUAAUAUCUCAUCAGGAGUAUUUAUUAGUCAUUAAUUUUUACAAGCUGUGCUUUGUGUAGAUAUAGAACUUGUUCAGUAGGGAUUUAUUGUGUUUAGCAUUGUGCAAGUUGUUCUUUAAAAAAAGAAAUUAAAACUGUGUAUCAACAGUUCUGGACCAACAAGUGUUUGAGUAAAAUCUUUGUUUUUCUUUAAGAAACAAGACCAGAGCCUGUUUUUUUUAU